GGCAAAAAUAUGUCCAAAAAUAAUAACAAUUGUAGAUGCAAACGUAGAAGGAGGGAUGUUUUUUAUAACAGAAUUAUUAAACUCAAAACUCUGUCUUGAUAAAGAUAUUCAAUUAAAUAUAUAUAUGGAAGAAUUUCAAGAAGAAAUAUACGAUGAACUCAAGAGUAUUCAAGAUGUGGGAUUUCAUUGUUUGCGAAGUGUCAACUUUUUCUCGAUACUUCCAAAUUCGUUGAUUGGAAGUGAUUUGGUUUUGUUUAUUAAAAAUUAUAAACAAAACGACGUAUCAUUGGUUAAAUAUUAUUCUGAAUGCUGUAAAAAUAAAUGUAAAAUUUCUACAAAAUACGUAUUUUGUGGAUUUUCUGGAGAUAUGAAUUAUUUGGCCCAAGAAUUUUAUUCUGAGAACAAAAGUAUAUUUCCUAAUUGUAACGUGGUUACAAUAACAGGAAAUAUAGAUUUAACUGUGAAAAAAUAUAUUUCCGACAAAGUAUGUGUUAAUGUAUCCGAUGUUGUUGAUCUUGUGGUUUGGGGAAAUACCAACAAUUUAUUUCACAUUUCUUACGAGUUCGUUAAAGUACUUAACUCAAAUGGCGCCAUUCAAAAAUCUUCAAAUGAUUAUUAUCGUCCUUUGAAAGAAAUUUUAGAUGAUCAAAAAGUAUCACAUUAA
This is a messenger RNA of Octopus sinensis (East Asian common octopus), 664 nucleotides long. RefSeq lists its product as uncharacterized. The transcript has 2 exons. The record is from RefSeq and is a predicted model, not a curated record. The coding region runs from base 56 to 664 and encodes 202 amino acids. NCBI's taxonomy places the organism in Eukaryota, Metazoa, Mollusca, Cephalopoda, Octopoda, Octopodidae.